Molecule: messenger RNA, 1300 nt
Organism: Nylanderia fulva
Lineage: Eukaryota; Metazoa; Arthropoda; Insecta; Hymenoptera; Formicidae
Biological process (GO): regulation of transcription by RNA polymerase II
Molecular function (GO): protein dimerization activity; DNA-binding transcription factor activity, RNA polymerase II-specific; RNA polymerase II cis-regulatory region sequence-specific DNA binding
Source: RefSeq, a predicted model, not a curated record
UAAAAUAUAUUCUCUUCGUGAAAUGCAUUACUAACCAAACCUCUUCUCAAAAUAUAUGCAUAGUAUGUAUGGUUGUGUGUAUAUGUGUGUUAGUUUAUUUCUUACUCUAGUCGCAAUAUUUCGUGAGGACGCUGGUGCACAUUAUUUUACAUUCUGUGCAAACUUCCGCAAGAAAUAUCGAUUCUCAAUAAGAUCUCAUCUCAAUUAUAGGCUAUAAUAUUGUGAAUAUAUAUUCUGUUAUAUUAGUGCAUUAUUUAAAUAUUAAAUUAACGACCAUAAAAAUAUUUAUUGAUUAUCAUUGAAAUGGAAGUUGUCAAUCAAGCUGAUGCUAUCGACGAGAGUGCAGACGAAAAUACGAUGAACGAUGAAGCUAUUGGUGUAGUUUUGGAAGAGGCAGAGAUAGUGGAUUGUGAUGCUGAGGCUGAGGCUGAGGCUGAUGAUGACAAUGUACAGUAUCAUCUGUAUGCAAUAAACAGAGGUGACAAUACAGUGGCAUACAAAGUGAUGCAAGUCAGCAGUAAUCACAGAGAGAACAAUGAAGUUUCGAUAGCCACCCCUGUGAAUAACACUGUGCAAGUUUUGGCUUCGCCCUUAAAUGGACAAUUAUACGUACUCAGUAAUGGCAAUGAUGUCGUAACAUCAGAGUCUGCAAGAGCAGCCGCACCACGUGUAACCAAACUGCAGCUAGAAGGACCGCAGAAUAUUAUUGCAAAUGUAAAAAAGAGAGACGAAAGGCGUAGAGUAACACACAAUGAAGUUGAGAGACGUAGAAGAGAUAAAAUUAAUAAUUGGAUUAAUAAAUUGGGAAAGCUCUUGGCAGAUUGCGAUCAAAAUGUGAAUAAAGAAGGAGAUGCGAAAGCAAAUUUUGAACCACAAAGCAAAGGAGGUAUACUAGCACGAGCUUGUGAGUACAUUAUAGAAUUAAGAGACGCUCAAGAAAAACUAUCCCAGAGUAUGGAUGAAAGCGCACAAUUGAUCGAAGAAGCUAAGACUCUUCGGCAAGUUGUAAGUCAAUUAAGAGAGGAAAAUUCAAAAUUAAAAGUCCAAAUUUCAAAGCAGAACAGUACAUUUAUACUCGGUACUUAGAUUAGUUUUUGGACAUGCAAAAGUUUGUUAUUAGUGCUUUAUGUUAAAGUUAAUAUAAAUUAAAUUCUUAUUGUUAGUAUAUAAAUAUAUCUUUUUUUAUCGCAUUAUAUAAAAAAAUAAAAAAAGAAAAUAUGAAUAAGAAUAAAUGAAUAAAGUGUAAUAGUUACAAAAUGUUUAUUUACAUAUAUCUGUGUAGCUCAGGAUAUAUAUAUGC